ACAGUCACGUGACGCAGUGUUUACAUCCUCAGCUGUUUUGGAGUUGGAGUUGAGGAAGAGCGGUGGUUGAGCUGGAGACAGACCGAGCAGGGCCCCGAGGUUCGCGGCCUCAUUGUCCUGGUCUAGCUCCCUGCACACGUGAGACAAGCAGUCGUGCUGUAGAAAUGCUCCCACGUUUAUCUCAAAUUCAGUUUUGGGAAUCGCUUGCAUUGGCUUUUGGAGGUAGAAGUGGAUCCAGUGUCUGCCUAAAUAGACUUGCUAUUUGCAGUACAUACUGACCUAACUCUGUGCUUCACAUCAAUUCUGAGAAUAAUCUUCAUUUACUUCAGCGUUUCUACACAUUGCAUUCUGUUGCAGCUCUGUGAUGUCCUAAGGCCUCCGUAUCUAGGCUUGUGAAGAGAUACGCUAUUGUCAUCGGCCGCUUAUGCAUUAUCCAGCGAACUCAAUGUUCUAACAUUUUGUGGAUCUGAUCUGAUUUCCCAACACUUGGAGUCAUGGGUGGAGCUGUGAGUGCUGGUGAAGACAAUGAUGAUUUAAUUGAUAAUUUAAAAGAGGCUCAAUACAUUCGUACUGAGAGAGUGGAACGUGCCUUCAGGGCCAUUGAUCGUGCAGAUUAUUAUUUGGAGGGAUAUAGGGACAAUGCUUACAAGGACCUCGCUUGGAAGCAUGGCAAUAUACACCUAUCAGCACCUUGUAUUUACUCUGAAGUUAUGGAAGCACUGAAACUUCAACCAGGAUUGUCUUUCCUGAACCUUGGCAGUGGCACUGGAUAUUUGAGUACAAUGGUGGGCUUAAUUUUAGGCCCUUUCGGGAUAAACCAUGGAAUUGAGAUUCAUGCUGAUGUAGUAGAUUAUGCCACAGAGAAGUUGGACAAUUUUAUAAAAAACAGUGACAGUUUUGACAAGUUUGAAUUUUGUGAACCAGUAUUUGUGGUUGGGAAUUGCCUAGAUAUCUUGUCAGACAGCCUGCAGUAUGACCGUGUGUAUUGUGGAGCUGGAGUCCAAAAGGAUCAUGAGAAUUACAUGAAAAUCUUCCUCAAAGUUGGUGGAAUUCUUGUUAUGCCUAUGGAAGAUCAGCUUACUCAGAUAAUACGCACGGGACAAAAUACCUGGGAAACCAAAAAUAUAUUGGCUGUUUCAUUUGCUCCUCUUAUCCAACCAAAUAGAUCAGAUUGCUUCAAGUCAGAGAAUGUAAAGCUUCCACCAGUGACUGUACGAUGCCUCCAGGACUUGGCAAGAAUUUACAUUCGCCGCAAUCUUAGAACCUUGAUAAACCAAGAGAUUCAAGCCAAAGGCAUUCCUCAGAAGGCUGCACCAAAACGGAAACGCAAGAAGCUUCGGAGGCGUAAAAUUGAUACCUAUGUAUUUGUAGGCAAUCAAUUGAUACCUCAACCAUUUGACAGUGAUGAGGAUGACAAAAUGGAAGAAAAUAAAGAAGAAGAAAAAGAAAUGAAUGAGGACCUCAAACAGGAAGAAGCUUCCCCAAAUUUACUUCGAGAAAGAAUUCUGAGCCUGCCACUACCAGAAUCUUUGAAAUCAUACCUUACCUUCUAUAGGCAAAAAUAGCACUGAACAAAAAUAAUCCUAAAGGUAUCUAUAUUCACUGAUGGCUCUUCAAAAUCUCAAAUGUAAUGUAGCAUUUUCUUGAAUAAUCUCUUCAAAAAUGAUAUGCUUGAAUAUAAAGAAAGCAGUUUCAAAUAGUAAAUGUAUGGUUAAAUUGGUUUAACUUGACUACUUUUAAUUAAAUCAUAUCAGUUCACGUUUGAAGAUGAAAGCAGAAUACUCCUUCAGAUAUACACAUUAAUCUUGAGAUUUCUGAUGGUAUAAUAACUUUUUGACUCAAAUGUUAUCACAUUUUCUAUGAGAAGAUGAAAAAGGUUAUUUUUAAAGUUGUGUAAAGGUUUUAAACAUUUAAGUGGCUUGUACCAUUUAAUAUAACUCAAUUAAUCAGAUUUGCUACAGCAAUUAGCAAUUUUUACUUUUAUUACCAAGUCCCUUCAUAAGUCAUGCAUGUGCAACCAAACAAUAAAUAACAGACAAAAGCAACAUAUUUGUUUAACAUCGAGAAAUGUUAACUUAAAGGAAUAUUUUUUAUGACAAUGCAAAAAAAAAUCCUCUCAGCAAUUUAUCAAAAGUGUGGAUUUAGCUAUGCCAAUGGUAAUUGUGCAGUUAAUUAAUGAUGUGUUUACUGCCCAUAAGUAAUAUCUGGCCGGCCUUUUUUAAUUGGGCUUUGAUACAAAUAAUUGUUCCAUAUUCUAAUUACAUGUAUGAGGAUCAAUAAUAUUAAAACUCAAAAUAAUGUACUAUCUCCUUAUACAGCAAUGCACUUUAGAAUUUAGGAUUUAAGUUUGCCAAGAUUUCUAACCAUUUUUGACAAAAACUUGCUCUGCGUUUUAUUAUUUUUGAGCUAUGUUCUUCAAGUGUUAGAAAAAUGAAAAUGCUGUUACCUUUUUCACUUUGAAAUUAUUUUGGGAUAGUAAAUACCCUUAAACAAUACUCUGGGACCUUUGGAAUUAUGUAGCAAACUUGCAAAAAAGUAAGGCAAUAUACCAUCGCCACUGAUUUGCUUACUGUAGUACUUUGCUCAUUUGCACCUCUCCUGAAUCCUUAGUUUGGGUACAGCUCAGGGAGAGGUCACUGAGGGAUAUUUUCUUGAUAACAUGUACAGUAGGUUGUACUUGUGUACCAAGACGAUUAAUCCAUGGUGGAUUGUGAACUUGGUGAUGAUACUUGGAGUGACAUUCAGGUAAAUAUUAGGCUUUUUGUACAGACAUUGAAUUUUUUUUCUGCACUGUUUGUCAUUUGAUCUAUUAUACAGUGGUUAAAAAAUAAUAGAUGUAUUUUCAUAGGUAAUGUAAUUUUCUGCAACUUUGAUCAAGAAAUGUAAAUUCAUGUUUAGAAGUGUUGCUUUUGGUGUCAAAUAUGGUUUGUUUCGUUUCAUAGAAUUACUAUUUGAAGAGUAGCAGUUCUAUGAAAUCUCAAUUUAAGUAAAUGUUUGCUUCUGUAUACAUUUA
This is a messenger RNA of Hemiscyllium ocellatum (epaulette shark), 3013 nucleotides long. RefSeq names its product protein-L-isoaspartate (D-aspartate) O-methyltransferase domain containing 1 (gene pcmtd1). The transcript is spliced from 7 exons. The coding region runs from base 495 to 1565 and encodes 356 amino acids. Lineage: Eukaryota; Metazoa; Chordata; Chondrichthyes; Orectolobiformes; Hemiscylliidae. Gene Ontology annotation, molecular function: protein-L-isoaspartate (D-aspartate) O-methyltransferase activity. Gene Ontology annotation, cellular component: cytoplasm. The record is from RefSeq and is a predicted model, not a curated record. Gene Ontology annotation, biological process: protein modification process.